Beta vulgaris subsp. vulgaris (sugar beet) is the source of this 726-nucleotide messenger RNA. Its product is annotated as secreted RxLR effector protein 161-like. The coding region runs from base 1 to 726 and encodes 241 amino acids. NCBI's taxonomy places the organism in Eukaryota, Viridiplantae, Streptophyta, Magnoliopsida, Caryophyllales, Amaranthaceae. The record is from RefSeq and is a predicted model, not a curated record. The transcript has a single exon.
AUGGGGUCUUCUAAGUCAUUAGUUGAAGAAUUUAAGUCAUGUAUGAUGAGGAAAUUUGAAAUGACUGAUUUGGGAUUAUUGCAUUACUUUCUUGGCCUUGAGGUGAAACAAAGCCCAGAUGGAAUUUUUAUUUCACAAAGAAAGUAUGCCACUGAUUUGCUUAAACGCUUUAAUUUGUUGAACUGCAAAUCAAUGCAUACACCCAUAAAUGUCAAUGAGAAGCUUGUGGCUCAUGAUGGUACAAGUAUGGCAAAUGCAAGGUUUUUUCGAAGCAUGGUAGGAGGUCUAAACUACCUUUUGCAUAUCAGACCUGACAUUACACAUUCUGUAAGUGUAAUUUCUAGGUUUAUGCACAAUCCCACACAACAACACAUGGGGGCAGCGAAGCGUAUCCUACGCUAUGUGGCUGGUAGUGUUGAUUUUGGAAUAUGGUAUGGGAAGUCAUCAAGUUUCAGAUUAUUUGGCUAUUCUGAUAGUGACUGGGCAGGUUGUUCAGAAGAAAGAAAGAGUACUUCAGGAUAUAUCUUCUCCCUUGGUCCGGGUGCUGUCUCAUGGAGUACCAAGAAGCAGAAUGUGGUAGCUUUGUCAUCGUCAGAGGCUGAAUAUAUUGCUGUAACUGCAGCAGCUUGUCAAUGCGUUUGGUUACGAAGAUUGUUAGUUGAUUUCCUUCAAGUUCAAGAUGGUGUGACUGAUAUUUUUGUGAUAACAAAGCAACAAUUGGCAUGA